Messenger RNA from Malus domestica (apple), 2297 nucleotides. NCBI's taxonomy places the organism in Eukaryota, Viridiplantae, Streptophyta, Magnoliopsida, Rosales, Rosaceae. The record is from RefSeq and is a predicted model, not a curated record.
UGCCCAACUUAACAACCUUGACUGUGCAUGGAUGUGAUAGUUUAAGAUUCUUGUUUUCGAGUUCCAUGGCUAAAUGUCUCGAACAACUCAAAAAUCUCAAGAUCUUCAGUUGUCAAAUCAUGGAAGAGAUAGUGGGAAAUGAGGAGAAUACAGAUGACAUGUUUGAUAAGUUAAAUCGUUUAGAGCUACAACAUCUUCCAAACCUCGCUAGAUUCAGCUCUGGAAGUUACAUUAAAUUUCCGUCUUUGGCAUAUUUGGAUUUAGACGAUUGUACUAUACUGGAAACAUUCAUCUUUGAUGCUAAGAGUGAAAAUAUUACAACCAACAAAGAAGAAAGAGAUAUUGAGCUCUUUGACGAAAAGGUAGGAUUUCCUAGCUUGGAGAUGUUGUACAUAUGGGACUUACCUAAGUUGAAUACAAUAUUCCACAACCAACUUCAUUCAGAUUCUUUUGGCAGCUUCAGAAUUAUGGAUGUUCGUAGAUGCCACAGUGUAAUUAAUAUCUUUGGGCCAAGUAUCAUGGGAAGAUUGAAAGCUCUAGAGUGCUUAGAAAUACAGCAAUGCCAGUCACUACAAGUGGUAUAUGACACAUCAUCUACUACUCAGUUGAAUGGUUUUGAGUGCCCAAAUCUAAACUCAAUUGAGAUAGACUCAUGCGAUAGUUUGAAAAAUGUCUUUCCCACCUCAGUGGCCAAAGAUCUUAAGCAGCUAAGCCAAUUGACGGUUAAGAAUUGUGGUUUAAUGGAGGAAAUUGUUGUGAAGGAAGAAGGACCAGAAAUGACGUAUGAGAAGUUCGGGUUCCCUAAAGUAACAUCUUUGGAAUUUCAUAAUCUGCCCCAACUUUGGAGUUUCUAUCCAGGACUGCAUGUUUCUAAUUGGCCAUCACUCAACAUGUUACAGCUCACGAAAUGUGGUGGUGUGGAGAUUUUUGCUGCUGAAUUUUCAACAUAUGAAGACAAACUUGAGUUGGGCCACCCAACACCAAUGAAACAGCCUUUCUUUUUAAUUGAAAAGGAUAAGUCAUUCCUCAACUUGGAAUACUUGAUUUUGGACGAGAACACAGAGAUUUUGUAUGGUCCACUCCUGGCAGAGUUGUUGAGAAAACUAAAAGGAAUUGGUUUUGCUACUUCACAGCCCAAGUCAGAUGUUUUCUUUGAGAAAUUCCAAAAUAUUGAAAUUCUCCGUGUGUUCUCUGCUCCUUGGAAAGAAUUAAUUGUCCACAACCACCGAGGAAGUAGCAGCACGGAAAUACAUGAAGUUGAGAGCCUCCCAUGUGUUAAGGUUUUGUGUCUCAGCAAUAUGCCGGAGCUGAUACAUCUAGGAAAGGAGAACUCCCAACCAAGGGGCCGUGUAUUUCCAAACUUGGAAUUUCUAGGCCUAGAAAAAUGUGGCAGAUUAGAGAAUCUAGCUUCAACUUUGAUAUCCUUUAGAAAUCUAACCACUUUGAUCAUAUUGGAUUGUCACGGAUUGCAAUGCUUAAUACCUUAUUCUGAGGCUAAGAAUUUGCAGCAACUCAAGAAUUUGGAAGUUGAGUCCUGCGAAAGAAUGGUAGAAAUAGUGGCAAGCAACGGAGAUGAUACAGAAAAUGAGAUUACUUUCAGUUGCUUGCAAGAUUUGAAACUUUGUGAUCUACCAAGUCUGCAAGGAUUUUGCACUGGAAAUUGCAUUUUCAAGGUCCCAUCCUUACCGUCCAAGAAUUUGAUUGUCGAGAAGUGUCAGCUGAUCGAGUUAAAGAUUUCUCCUGAUGGGUUACUCCAAAGUGAUCCAAGACCAGAAAGACUACAAAUAGCAGAGGAAACUGAUGAUGUACGGAUGCUAAGUGAUUCAAAGGAAAAUGAUCGUGAUCAAACUGACCAGUUGAUGAUUGCGGAGUCAAAUGUAGAUGUUACAAUUGCAAGACUCUCUGCCAAAAAGGAAUCCUCAUCUUUUGGCUGGCGUGUUAAGGUUUUCCGAUUGUGUGCGAUUGCGUGUUUGUGUGUUAUUUCCCUCUUCCUUUUGUUCUUCCUUUUAAAGGAAGAAAUAUCAGCCUGGAGAGCAGACUGGAAGGCACUCUGAUUUGUUGAACCACACUACACAUUCCACGGAAAUCACAUUGGUGUGUUCAAAUUUUUAGAUGGAUAAAAACUAUGCUACUUGGAGUCGAUGGAAAUACGCAUUGGAGAUCCUAGAGGAUGCACUCUAUCUUGGCAUUGGCGUAAUUAUAGUUGCUACUUUCAGUAUACUUAUUUCUAAUUCUUCUUGUUACUUGCCCUAACUAUUCUCUGUUCUCCCCUCAAUAGUCUGUGCCCAGCCUUGCUU